Messenger RNA from Agrilus planipennis (emerald ash borer), 1874 nucleotides. RefSeq names its product zinc finger protein 835-like. The record is from RefSeq and is a predicted model, not a curated record. The transcript has 6 exons. Gene Ontology annotation, molecular function: DNA-binding transcription factor activity; RNA polymerase II cis-regulatory region sequence-specific DNA binding. Lineage: Eukaryota; Metazoa; Arthropoda; Insecta; Coleoptera; Buprestidae. Bases 162 to 1673 code for a protein of 503 amino acids. Gene Ontology annotation, biological process: regulation of transcription by RNA polymerase II.
UUUAAUUGAAAAUUAUCUUGUUUAACAAGUCAUUCCAAAAAAACAUUUAAUCGAAAUUAACAUGUACGAACAUAAUAGAUGAAAUUAAUACUUAGGACCUUUUACAACACAGUCCGGAGUAUCCCGCUAUCCUGAUAUUCCCCGAUGUAAACAGCAAAAUUAUGGCUCGUCUACUUGACUACAUUUAUAGCGGAUCUGUUAGUUUAUUAUCCCACGACUUAGAAGACUUUAUCAACCUGGCUUGCUUACUGAAAAUACCUUUAGACUAUGAAUAUUUAGAUCAAAAGAAAGAUGAGUUUCCAAAAAACGAAGGACCGGUCCAUCGCUCCAAAGAAGAAAAUGUUACUCAAGUUGUGAAGGAAGGAAGAAGCUCUGAUUUUUCUGACCGAAUCACUUUUAGUCCAGAUGAAAUUAUUAAUUAUUCCAGGCGAAAAAACGAAGCAAGUAGCAGCGUUAAUAAUAAUAAUAAUAAGUCGCUCAAAAAACUUCCCGACCUUAUGCCUUUAUCGAGCAUUAAUCGUAGAUAUAAAAUCAGAAAAGGACUCUACAAUCAAGCUACUCCUAGUCCUUGGUGUCCAAGGAAUGUUCCAUUGCUUGCUAGCCCGAGAGAAAUAGACUGCCUACCCAACUGUUCAGAAAUUAUUUCUUUACAGCCACCCCCAGCCCUACUUGAGCACCAAUAUGAUAAAAACGAUUCCAAUAACAAUUUCACAUAUGCAACACCUUCUUUCGUGCAUCCCCCUGGAAACAGUUCGAUAAUAAAACCCAUUCCUAUUUUGGCAACCCCUCAAACGAAUUGCCUACAUCAUCAUCCUCCCCGAUAUCCUUUAUUAUCCCCUCCGCCUCCUCGCUUACUUUCGCCGCCGCCGCCAUUGCAACAUUCGAAGGAAGAAGAUGGCAAAAUUAAUUUAAAACCACUAAACAAUCCAGUAAAAAGAUCGAGUACCAUAGAAGAAGUAGCGUUUUCUUCUGCCCCCGGAGAAACAGAACAGAAAACAAUUGAAGAGGAAAACGACUCCACAAACACCAAUAGGAAUAAGGAAAAGCCAUUUAGGUGUCAGGAUUGUGGGAAAUGCUUUAGUCAAUUGAGGAAUUUUAAGUAUCACAGAUCAAUACAUGAAGGUACGAAAGAAUUCGCAGCUCGUUGUCCGGAGUGCGGAAAACAUUUUAAUGACCGAGGUUAUCUGAGUAGUCAUUUAAAAAUUCACCGAGACCGUAAAGAGUACGCAUGUCCGCACUGUCCCAAGAGAUUCAACCAAAGAGUUGCGUACAAUAUGCACCUCAGGGUUCAUACAGGGCUUAAACCCCACGAGUGUCCAACAUGUGGAAAGGGGUUUUCGCGAAAAAUGUUACUCAAACAGCAUCAGCGAGUGCAUACAGGUGAAAGACCAUACAGUUGUCCAGAGUGUGGAAAAACGUUUGCAGAUAGAUCGAACAUGAGUUUACAUCAAAGACUACACACCGGUGUAAAGCCAUACACAUGCACCCUCUGUCCGAAGAGUUUUACUAAAAAGCAUCAUUUAAAAACACAUAUGAACUUUCAUACCGGUUUAAAGCCAUACUCUUGCCAAAAUUGUGGUUUGGCCUUUUCGCAAAGUAGCAACAUGAGAACUCACUACAAAAAAUGCGUCCUUAAACCAUGUCAACCCCAACCAGGAGAGUUACCACCGUAACCAUUUAUACAAUAAUGUACUUUAAUUUUAUUAAAACGAAAAUACGUUAAUUAAAUAUUACAUUUAAUCGUUAAAAAAUACAUGUUAAAAAAAUGAAACGGUAAUAUUUUGCCGCCGCUUUCUGUGAUAUUAUUUUUUAUAUUUUUUUAUUUGCAAUAAACUAUUAUUAUAGAUAACUUACUGUAUAUUUAUAUUUUUAAU